Coregonus clupeaformis (lake whitefish) is the source of this 2667-nucleotide messenger RNA. Its product is annotated as coiled-coil domain-containing protein 136. Bases 298 to 1656 code for a protein of 452 amino acids. The record is from RefSeq and is a predicted model, not a curated record. The transcript is spliced from 9 exons. Gene Ontology annotation, biological process: single fertilization; acrosome assembly. Lineage: Eukaryota; Metazoa; Chordata; Actinopteri; Salmoniformes; Salmonidae. Gene Ontology annotation, cellular component: acrosomal membrane.
CUCUCACUCAGGUUCGAUGGCUGGAUGAAACUAGCUGUGUUCAUUGAUCACAGCCGACGGACCAACAGCAGUGUCCGUGCAUCUCUCUCACCUCUAGGAUGGAGGGGCUGCUGCGGCUGGCUCUACCCGGAGCGUGAGGAGCCUUCCUGGGCUUCGUCUGCGUCAUCCUCUCCGCUGUCUCUCUCUGCCCUGGUCCCCCUCUACUUAUCCAUCACUCGACCUCUGCAGUACAAGACAGCAUCCGGACCCACACAACACCUCCCCCCUAAUCCCCCACACUGAGUCGCCAGGGCAACCAUGGAUGGACUGCGCCUGCCACCGGUCAUCGAGGAGGUCAUGGACCCUGCAGAUGACAUAUGUGACCUGAAGGUGGAGAGGCCUGGCAUGGUGGACAAGCUGACGGCCAAAGAGAGGGAGUCCCUGGAGGAGAAUGAUGAGAAGGAGGAGAAAGAGAAGGAGGUGGAGGUGGGGAACGGAGAGAAGGGCCAGCAGGAGGAGCAGGGAGAGGAGAAGGAGGUGAAAGUGGAGGAGGAGGAAGGAGGAGUGUUAGAGGAGGAUGACUUGGAGGAGUUGAGGUCCCAGGUGCUGCUGCUGGUGUUGGAGCUGGAGGAGGCCAGGGAGGUUUCUCAACGACAUGAAGAGAGCUUCCUGGAGCUACAGGGUCUGUUGGAAGAUGAGCGUCUGGCUAGUGCUCACCAGGCAGAGAGCUUUACCAGACAGAUCCAGAGACUGCAAGCUCAGCUGCGUUCGGUCCAGGAGGAGAUGGACUCUCUGGAGGAGGAGAAGGAGAGUGAGCUGGGGGAGGUGCAGGAGGAGCUGAGGUCUGCCCAGGAGGAGGUGCUGGUGCUGCAGCAGGCGGGGGAGGAGGCGGCAGCGGAGAGGGAGAACGACAUCGCCUCCCUGCAGGAGGAGCUGUGUCGUCUGAGGGCCGAGCUGCAGCGUCUCCGCACCACGGCUCAAGAGUACGAGCUGGAGAUCACCACCCUUCGGGCCGAAAUCAGUAUGAAGAGCAUGAGGAGGGAGGGAGAGGCUGACGGUGAGAUAAGCCAGCUGACGGCGGAGUGUCAUACGAUUUCAGACGAGUGUCAGACCCUGAAGGACGACAACAAACAGCUGAGCCACAAACUGCAGCAGCUAGAGCAGCAGAGAGCCGGCUCCAAUGGGGAGGGGGACGAGGACCAGAAGGAUGAGGGUGUUGGGCAGGAUGAGGAACCAGUGAAGGCUGGAGGCUACAUGACCCUGUCCCAGACCCAGGGUGGGCAGACCCAGACUGGGCAAGGUGGGCGCUUGGUGGAUGCCUCCAUCCAGAAGAACAUCUCGUUCGAUGGCAAGCCCAUCACCAACUGGAACGGGGGACUCUCUGAAGUCUUCUCCCUACGAGACCAGGUCAAACUGGCUGAGGAGAGGGCCUCGCAAGUACAGAGACAAUGUGAGGGGUUGAAUGGGGCGCUUGCGGAACUGCAGGGGCUGUUUGACUGCAGCCAGAAGGAGAGGGCAGAGCUGGAGCAGGAACUGCAUCACUGCAGGGCGGAGCUAGAGCGGCUGGGCGGCAGGAAGUCACAGGAGAGCGAGGGAGGCUGGAACCUGGUGGCAGUGGUUGCCGUGGCAGCGCUUGUAGUCCUGAUAGUCCCCAGCCUUUCCAGAGCGUUUACCUGAGGACUACACAGAAAGGAAGUCACAGUACAGGAAAUGACUGUGCCGGUUGCCCCUGGCAACACUGGCAAUGCCCCUAUCCCAUGAUGCACCUGUCAAGGCUCCUCCUCGCUUCAUCUUCCAAGGAGGACUACAUUGACAACUGACAUUUUCACCAGGAAAUACAACACAACAAGGAAGUAGUCUCAAACAUUACUCAAGGAGGAUUACAUAUACCUGUUUAAGCCACUCUAAUAUCUUGUUUCUCUCUUUAAAGUCCUUCAGUUUGACUCAAUUGGUUUCCCUCUCUACUACUCUUCUCUCUGCGCUUCUUUAGAUUAACAUCGGUACGAGUUCAAGGGACCAGCAUAAUAUGACAGGGAUAGCCUCGGAGUUUGUGGCAGUACGGUGUCUGCAUGGGUGUCAAUGGAAAGACACAAUUUAGCACAGAACAUGUCUGAGCAUUUAUUGAUUGAUUGGUUGAUGGUUGAUUGGUUUAUUGACAACCUGUAAAGGUUGAAUUGUGAAAAGCUCAUGCCUUAUUGUUUCCUAGGCGGAUGGAGGAUUGUUUGCACAUAUUGAGUUACUGACGAGAUGUUUUAUCUAGAUGGUGGUGAUAUUGAAUGAGGAACAUGUUAUUCAGGAUGGUGAUUGCUUGCUUCAGCCUUAUUUCCUUCUCUUUCUAAUGGGCAUGUGAUCUUUUCCCAGAUCCUUCCCCUCCUUUUGAAUCACUUUGAACUUUGCCAAUACAAUUGUCUCUGCUACACUGUCUUUACGGCUCACGGUUUACUCUUUUAACACUUUUCCUUCUGUUUCUGUUGUGGCAUGCUCUGUUUAGGCUUAAAUUACAAACUUUUUUAAAGAAAAUGAAUUUAAUCAAAUGUUAAAUACUGUAAGAAUGUGUGGCGGAGGGUUUGAUUAGAUGUUUGAUGUAUUGGAUGUUUGUCCCCUUUGUAAAUGGUUCUUUCUCUCUCUUGUCUGCCUCGCUGUUUGACUCUCUCUCUCUCUCUCUCUCUCUCUCUCUCUCUCUCUCUC